AUGAAAGGCUUGGAAGAGUGGCUUGCAUCGUCCACAUCAUCAUCUUCCACAACUGACACGACGAGUAGGGAUGUACCAGAAAGUGAUAAGGUGCACAAGAAAACAGUGCAAACUAGUGUGAAGGAUCGUCAGGACGAGUUGCGAUCCCGUAUGCGCAAUCUUCUUGGGGAAAGCGCUGUGAGCAGCCUUGUCAUUGAGGAACCGACGAAAGUGGCGAUGACGACAAGUCCCACUGCUGUAUUGAACUCGUCUAUGAGCACCGACACCGACAGUACAGCGGUUUCUCCCGCCCGUGUGAAAGGCGUUUCCCCCCAAACCAAAGCCAAUGGCAACAGUAAUGGCGAUGGCAGCACAGCCAUCAGAGGUCAGUCAAAUGAUAAGCAACUCGAGGCACCCACUGAGGUACAGUACCGGGCUGUAGAAGUGAUGGUGGUUGAUCGAGGUACACAAACAACCACGACGGUGGGUUGUCAAACAGAUCCUGAGCCUUCACAAUCUCCUGUGGGAGGCGCCAUGCCGUUUCAUCGCGGUUUUUGCCCUCGUUGCACUUGUUGUUGUCGUGGUGUCGUUCGGGAUUACCCGUGGCGAAACGCGCGUGAGGAGGAAGAUCGUUCCUCACGAUUUCAAGAAGAACUGGAAACUAUACAAAAAUCCAUAGAUAUGAUGAUUGCACGAUAUAAUUUACCACCACCACCGAUGCCGCGGUAUUGA
Messenger RNA from Trypanosoma brucei brucei TREU927, 711 nucleotides. RefSeq lists its product as hypothetical. The transcript has a single exon. The record is from RefSeq and is a predicted model, not a curated record. The coding region runs from base 1 to 711 and encodes 236 amino acids. NCBI's taxonomy places the organism in Eukaryota, Euglenozoa, Kinetoplastea, Trypanosomatida, Trypanosomatidae.